UUUUUGUAUGACUUUGGGUCAAAUAGAAUAGGAAUAGGCCCAAAAUGAUAUGGUGAAAUCCAAUAACUACGAAAACGAUUAGGAUUAGGGUUUAUCAGCGGCAGCAACAAACAUUUCACACUUCGUUGGAACUCACUGCCUCUUGGAACAAUGCCUAAGCAAAUCAACGAGAUUAAGGAUUUCCUUCUCACUGCCAGAAGGAAGGAUGCGAGGUCAGUGAGAAUCAAGAGGAGUAAGGAUGUGGUUAAGUUCAAGGUCAGGUGUUCCAAGUACCUCUACACACUGUCCGUGUUUGACGUUGAGAAAGCUGACAAAUUAAAGCAAUCACUUCCUCCAGGUUUGAGUGUUCAAGACCUUUAGAGGUAUUGGAUGAGAAAUCAAGGAGAGGUGUUUGUUUCAUUCCUGUGAUAUUUGUUUCUCUGUAGUUGAAGAUUUGAAUUUUUGUGAGUUGAUCUUGUAACUUGAGAUUGUAGCCAGGAAAUGGUUUUUGUAAUGAAUGAAAGAUUUGUAUGUCUGAUGGAAUAUUUUAGUGCUAUGGGAUUAAUAAACGUGAAAUUAUCUUCUCUGUUUUAUUUUUA
Medicago truncatula (barrel medic) is the source of this 578-nucleotide messenger RNA. Its product is annotated as 60S ribosomal protein L38. Gene Ontology annotation, molecular function: structural constituent of ribosome. Bases 151 to 360 code for a protein of 69 amino acids. Gene Ontology annotation, biological process: translation; protein-RNA complex assembly. The record is from RefSeq and is a predicted model, not a curated record. Gene Ontology annotation, cellular component: ribosome; cytosolic large ribosomal subunit. The transcript is spliced from 3 exons. Lineage: Eukaryota; Viridiplantae; Streptophyta; Magnoliopsida; Fabales; Fabaceae.